AUGCCUUUCACUGCAUAUUGUAAAUUGGUGAUUUGUCAAUCAGGAAUAUUAUUGUUUUUAGCUAUACCCCUUGAAAAUGAAAUUAAAUUGUACGAAAUACAAAGUUGGACUGUACAUUGUAUCCUUAGACAUAUAAUUCUCAAAACGAUUAUUAAUGUUGUUAGAUUUUCGCAUUGUGGUAAAUAUCUAGCCUGUGGUGAUAUUUUAGGAAAAAUAGUGAUUUUUGAUAUCAAAACAAAACAUUGCAUUAAACACUUUAACUUGAAUAAAGAAAUACCAAUCUGUGAAUUAAGGUGGAUUAACGAUCUUCUUAGCCAAUCAUACCAUAUAGCGUUGACUGAUAUGAAUGGGGGAUUGGGACAUAUUAAAGAUGUAAUUAAACUUCGCGACAUCCCACAUCGAGAUGAUGAAAUUGGAGGAUAUGAAUACGACGAUUUAGAUGACUUAGAUGCAAUUAUUAAAGAAAAGGAAGAUUUAGAUACAGAUUUAAACAUUCCUACAGAACAAGAAUCAGAAAAUUUUCAGGAUAUAAAUCCCGUUUCAUCCAAGCAAAGUCCCAAAAAAUUUGGUGAUUAUUUUAAAGAGGCAUCCAAAAUGAACCCCAUCGGUUUGAUAAGCGAAGAUGAGUUUAUAGAUAAUGGCACCAAAACCCCAUUUCAAAAAAAUUAUAAAGAAGCGAAUAUCGAUUAUGAUAACGAUUUUUCUGACAUAGGCAAAGUGAAGGCCAAAUAUUAUCAAACAUUAAAAUCAUCUUAUGGUAAUACCAUAGAUAAAAAAAAUGUGAUAGAAAAAAAUACCAUUGAUAAGGCCACCGUGAUAAGUUACAUCGAGGAAAAAUUGGAUAAAAAAAUUUGCAAAGAUUGUAAUGAUGAUAUUAUAGUGGGUAGCAAGGAAGAUGAUAGAAGUGGUAGAGGUAAAAAUUUUGGACUGAGAGAAAGCAGAAUCAAUCAAAAAGCUUUUCAACCUGGAUCGACUCCAGGCUAUUUAGGGGAUCAUUACUUGGUAUGGAACAGUGUAGGAAUGAUUCAAUCCUUUGCCGAUGAAGAUAGUCAAGAUUAUCAAAAUAAUACUAUAGAAAUUGAAUUCUUUGACAAAUCUAUUCAUCAUUCCAUGAGGCUAGCUAAUAAAAAUGACAAUAUUUCCAUAGCAGAUAUGUCGGAACAAGCUGUUAUUUUAGCUUAUCAGAAUUCGGAUGAUCAGUACACAUUGAAAUGCCUACAUUUCUCAUCUUGGGAUAUGAAUAAAGAAUGGGAAGUAACUUUUCCUAAAGGCGAAAAUAUUCAAGCGAUCACGUUGGGUCAUAAUUGGUGUGCCAUUGCCACAGACGCUAGAAUGAUAAGAAUAUACCAUAUUGUAGGAAUCCAAAGGCUACCUUUUUAUGUUCCUGGAGACAUUGUGUCUCUUAAAGGGGGGGAUAAUUUAUUAGCCAUUAUUUACACUGAUUCGGUCAAUUUGUACCUCUAUCUAUACGAUGUGAUGAAUAAUGCUACCAUCAUGAGCGAUUAUAAGAUACCUGUGCCAUCUAAGGAUUCUCGUAAUAACAAAGUUACUUGGAUUGGAUUUUCCGAAAGAAAUAAUUUUUUUAUCGCCCUAUCAAGUGGACACAUAUUUAGUUUGCUUUUAGACCGUGGCGCAACCUGGUUAUCUAUAGCUAAUACUAAAUCCAUUGUUAAAAAUAAAUCGGAUAAUUAUUGGAUCGUGUCAAUACAAGAUGACCCAUCUCAGAUCAGGGCUAUUCUUUGUAAAGGCUCAAAUUAUCCUUUAACACUCCCUAAACCCAAUGUAUUAAUUCUACCAUUUCAAUUGCCACUUAAUGAGCCGGAUCUUGAGCAUACUAAAUUACAAAACGAUUAUUGGUUAUCGUGGUAUACAAGUCGAAACAAGAUUACAGAAGAUGAUGAUGAAUUCAAAAGAGCCAUAGCAAAUCAGUCCAAUCACUUGAUCAAAUUGUUUGCUCUGUAUUGCCAAACGGAUAAAGACUUUAAAGCUUACGAGGUUUGCAAAAUGAUGCCUACUCUCGAAAGUGCAAAAUUGGCCCUUAAAUAUGCCACCAAAAGCAGAAAAACGAUUCUGACAAAGAGACUCAUUCAACUGAUAGAAGAAAAUAAAUUCGGAUCUGUUUUCGAUAACCAUACAUUAUUUGAUAAUAAUGUUAAGUUUUCCAAUAGUGAAAAGUUAAUUAAAGGUCAUGGUUUAAAUAAUUCUGCCGUAUAUAAUGAAAGCAAGAUCAAAAGGUAAAAUUAUUUUGAAUUUUAUAUUCAGAAUGCACAUAAACUUUGGUAUCGAUCGAUACUGUUGGAGACCUUCAAUUUUAUUUUAACCGAUACCCAAAAAUGAUAAUGAACAUAAAUUUAAUAUUUUUUAGCCUACAUUUGUCCUUGAAAAAAAAAAUUGG
Gordionus sp. m RMFG-2023 is the source of this 2395-nucleotide messenger RNA. RefSeq names its product WD repeat and HMG-box DNA-binding protein 1-like. Lineage: Eukaryota; Metazoa; Nematomorpha; Gordioida; Chordodea; Parachordodidae. The record is from RefSeq and is a predicted model, not a curated record. Gene Ontology annotation, cellular component: nuclear replication fork. Bases 1 to 2238 code for a protein of 745 amino acids. Gene Ontology annotation, molecular function: protein binding; chromatin binding. The transcript has 16 exons. Gene Ontology annotation, biological process: DNA-templated DNA replication; DNA repair; mitotic cell cycle.